AUGCAGAUGGACGUGGACCCUUGCCUAAUACCGACUGCGACGGGGAGAUUGCCUUCGCAUGCUCGCUUGGACGACACGCCCUACUCCGAGUCAAGCUGCACCCGCAAGGGCCAGCGGAUACCCACGGAACUCAUCGAGAAGAUUAUCGACCUCUGCCAGGAUGAUCGUCCAACACUCAUAGCCUUUGCCCUUGCCAGUACGGUGUGUACACCAAGGGCCCGAUACCACCUCUUCCGAGUCAUCCAUUUCUAUCGCCGCAGGGAUAUCGACAGGUUUUUGGAGCUGUCUCCCGAAGUUGAGAAACUUGUCGAGGAGCUGGCGAUACACCAUUGUCUAGCUCGUAGGCGCAAGCUCUCUCUGUCGAUAUCACGCACCGUGUUCAGUCGGUGCUUCACGCGCCUAAGGCAACUGGCAAUUCUUGGAGACCAUAUCAGGACAUUAUCAGUAACAGUCGACCCACCUGAAUCAGGGUUUACGGCAUCGCAAUUUAUGGCACUCACUCAUCUUAACCUCGCACAUCUGAAAUUCAGAUCUUUCGCUGAAUUGCGGGAUCUUAUCUACUUGCUUCCUAACCUCUCUGAGCUCUGCUGCAUCCAGGUAACAUGGCGAGAAAACAUUCAAACCUCGGACGCGCAUCAAGAUGGCCAUCAGCUUCAGAGGCUGCAGAAGCUUAAAUUGCGAUUGAGCCUGACAGAGUUGAUGUGCAUGAUGACUUGGUUAGCUCCUGGGCGCAGUACAAUAUCUCUCACCUCAUUAUCCCUUGGGGAGAUUUCGCCCUUUGCGAAUGGCCAACGAAUCGGGUCGCUCAUUCGUUCCUGUAGUUCAAAUCUUCAGCAUCUGCAAAUUGGAAUAAUGAUUCCAGACGUUGAUGGGACCCGAGUUCUAAUGGAUCGCCUUGACGAUUAUUUUCUUGAAGACGUUGAUUUAUGGACUCGAUUGGCCAGAUCUUAUAUUGGGGACAUCGCAAAGGCGCUCUGCCCGUCCGAGUGUCGGUCUCUGCAGACGCUCGACAUUACCUUCAGAGCAAAUGAUGCAGGCAUAUUCCAAUUUGGCGUUUCAAGGAACUGCACAAAUUUUCGGAGCUUCGUGCUCCUCAUGUGCGUCCUCUUGUGUCAGCUCUCCGCGCCCCAUAUUCAACAAAUUGUCGUCAACGCUGAAGGCUUUCAGAGCCACUGCUGCAGUAGAGGGUGCAAUUUCGAUCUGGAUGAAGUUGAGAUCGCUCUCCAUCAUGUCGACAGCCAUCUUUCGCAGGCCCAAUUCUCCGACUUGCGAGCACUCGCUUUCAUUUGGUGGCCAAAUGGAUUUGGAGCCUUGAUCGAAAUGCUCCCUCUGCUGAAGAGGAAGCAGAUAGUAUAUAUAGAGCACCAGCCGGAACUCACCUACGACUCACCAAUGGGUACUGAUAACGCAUGGCGCUCCGAAGAGCAUAUACCCGAUCAGCAAGAGGUAAUUCACGAUGAUGCUGGCACCGCUCCUCCAGAGACCGAAUUUGAACAGUUCGUUCGAGAGGAAAUAGAGGGCGAAGCGAUGUUCUGGAACAAUCUUACUGCCAAAGAUGUGCCUUCUCGCUAG
Messenger RNA from Fibroporia radiculosa, 1572 nucleotides. RefSeq lists its product as uncharacterized. The transcript has 2 exons. NCBI's taxonomy places the organism in Eukaryota, Fungi, Basidiomycota, Agaricomycetes, Polyporales, Fibroporiaceae. The record is from RefSeq and is a predicted model, not a curated record. The coding region runs from base 1 to 1572 and encodes 523 amino acids.